Spea bombifrons (plains spadefoot toad) is the source of this 1792-nucleotide messenger RNA. RefSeq names its product integrin alpha FG-GAP repeat containing 2 (gene ITFG2). Bases 297 to 1583 code for a protein of 428 amino acids. Gene Ontology annotation, molecular function: protein binding. Lineage: Eukaryota; Metazoa; Chordata; Amphibia; Anura; Pelobatidae. The transcript has 12 exons. Gene Ontology annotation, biological process: regulation of TOR signaling. Gene Ontology annotation, cellular component: KICSTOR complex. The record is from RefSeq and is a predicted model, not a curated record.
UGUCACUUCAGAGCUUCAUAUGUCAUGUAGCAGAAUGACAGGGCUGUGCAUAAACUUAAAUAUAAUCUUUUUCCAGAAAAUUAUCUAAAUUAUUAGGGUUUUUUAUGCACAAAACCAACUAGACACAUUGUAACUAUCAAAACCCUGCUGCUGACAGGUUAUAACCCUGUGAAAACACAGCUUGGAGACUCAGUGCCUUCAUUUAAAGCUUUAUCUGUUUUCUCCCCACACUGACUGUAACUGGCAUCCUGUAUGCACUACUACUGCAAAAUUAGAUUUUUCUGUAACUCGUCUCCAUGCGUUCUCUCAGUUACGUCCAACGGGCCGUCCUGGAGUUCAGCGGUUCGCUUUUCCCUCACGCGUUAUGUCUAGGGGAUGCUGACAACGAUUCGUUGAAUGAACUGGUCCUGGGAGAUACAAGUGGGAAGCUACACAUUUAUAAGAAUGAUCAGAGCAAGCCUUGGAUCACCCGCUCCUGCUCUGGAAUGCUGACUUGUGUUGGUGUUGGAGACGUCUGCAAUAAAGGCAAGAAUUUUGUGGUUGCGGUUAGUGCGGAAGGCUGGUUUCAUCUCUUUGACUUGAGCUCCAAACCAGACGGCACAUGGGAUUUCAUUCAGGGAGAGGACCAGAAAGCCACAUACACGCAGCAUCUCCCAGCUAACACCAAACUCGCUUUGAUCAGUGAUAUCGAUGGAGAUGGACGCUGUGAGUUGGUUUUGGGGUACACAGACCGAGUGGUACGUGCUUUCCGCUGGGAGAGCCCCCCAGAUGCUGAUGUGACGUGUGGUCAGCUGGUACCUCUAAAGAAAUGGCUGCUGGAGGGGCAGGUGGAUAGUCUUACUGUAAAUCCAGGCGCAGAUGGCACACCUCAACUGAUGGUGUCUCAACCUGGAUGUGGUUAUGCAAUCCUGCAGUGCACUUGGUGCGAUGAUACCGUCCUGGGGUUGGAAGCGUCUGGUGCAGCCGAGACCAGGGAUGUCUCUGCUCGAGAUGUGAUUCUUCACCAAACCUCCGGACGGAUCCAUAAUAAAAACGUUUCCACGCACCUGAUUGGCAGCAUUAAACAAGGCCCUGGCGCUGCGAUUAAUGAACCCGGCCUGUUUGCCCUUUGCACCCUUGAUGGAACGCUAAAGCUCAUGCAAGCCCCAGACAGACUUCUAUGGUCCUUUCAGGUGGAUCAUCAGCUCUUUGCGCUGGAGAAGUUGGAUGUGACGGGUAAUGGCCAGGAAGAAGUUGUGGCCUGCGCAUGGGACGGACAGACGUAUAUCAUCGAUCACAACCGUACAGUUCUGCGUUUCCAGGUGGAUGAAAACGUCAGCGCUUUCUGUGCUGGACUUUACGCCUGCAGGGGAGGGCAGAACAGCCCCUGUCUGGUGUACGUUGGGUUCAACCAGAAGAUCUUUGUGUAUUGGGCCAUCACGCUGGAGAGGAUCGAGUCGUCCAACCUGCUGCUUGUCAUGGAGGGAAACGAGGAACUGUCUUCCUUGCUUAGCCAGCUCAACGUGGAUGCCAGCGAUGCCUCAGCUGUUCGGGAUUUAAUUCAUCAGACCAUGUAUUCCCCUAAUGAAGGGGGCAACCGUUAAGCAGGACCGUAAGUGAUCUGGGGCAGUCACAGGUCGAGGACACACAAAAGGCAAUGGACUAUCCAGAUGGACAAGACGUAGAGAAGCUGAAGAUCUAAUGAGUCGUCGGGGCAUGUCUUGCUGUAAAAUCUCUCUCGGGGGGGUUUCUGUGCACAAUUUGCAAAGUAUUUUUUAUUAAAUGUGACAUUCAUUUCAUGAAACAACAACAA